AUGCUGCAGUCUCCGGCAAAGAGACGAAAGGUCGAUCCGAGUCUGUCGCAGCCAACGAGUGCCACCUCGGCAGCCAACGCACAGCCAACGACUCCUACAAGAGCCUCCUACCGCUCUCCCACCAAAAGUUCCUUGGCACGUUCCCAUCCGCACCUCAUCACUCGAUCUGCCCGCCGCUCAGCCACCGAACCAAGGGGAAGGCUCUUGAGAGACGAAAUCCUGGGAAGGCAUGAGCAUGUUCCCGAUCCGCCCAAGACGGUGUCCCAGGUUCCUCGCCAGAAGAGCCUCGACGGUGCACCCGACCCAUCUACCACCCAAGCGAACGAAAACCUGUCGGCUCCAGAUUCCACUGCGUCGCUGAAGGAGGCCGCGACUACAAGAGCAGACCAAGUCAUCGACAAUGAGCGCCCGGCGCUGAAAGAGCGGCAGCCCGCACAACAUCCGGCCUGGGAGAGAUCGGCAUCUAGUGAAGAGGCUGCUCCACCAUCAAUCCUGCCCAAGCUGGUCACUAGAAAAGACACGGAUGCUAGACCUGUUGCGCGAGGCGUGAGCGGUGAACCCAAGCUACCUCCCACGCCUGUUGAGCUAGGUCUGAGCCCUGCACCUGAACGACCUCGUGGUUUGGCAUCCAGCAGCAGCCCAAGGAGCUCGAAGAUGAGUGGCAGAUCAAGCAGAUGGAGAGAUGAAUCACGGAUGCCCCUCACUAGCAGUCCUCUCAAGCCUAGAGCCCCUCCAAUUGAUGAAGCCUCCGAUGGACAGAGCGUCAGUGGGCAGGACGAUGCGCAGGAAGCACCAGAAAGUGAGCUUGAAGAGGCACAAGAAGACAUCGAGGCACCUUCUGAACCAGGUGGAGAACAAGCAUCGAUCCUGGAGACGCUGAGAGGGAAAUUACAACAAUUACAAGGGGAGAACGAGAAACUGCAGGCAGCUCUUGUUGAUGACAAGAAUGUGAGCGAGGAAACUGUUUCUAUGCUACAGCAAUCACUCUUGGAGGACAGAUCUCUCCGAGGCCUCGGGUCUACUGAUGGCGGCGGCGCGAUGUCCGCUCACUUAUCGUUGUUUGCACCUGCUAACCUACAACUGACUGCUCACGCGGAGACCAAGGCAAUCAGAGAUCGUACGAAGAUUGUCCACUUGUUGAAAAUUGAAGCACCACCCCCAUGGCUCCCAGAUGCACUCUCUUGCGCUUUUGAAGUGGUCGUUGAUGCGGAAAACGUCCAGGUCGAACACAUUGAACUGAAGGAUGUAAUGAGCAGAGCGCGCCGUACCAAGACAACGAAAGCCGAGAUCUUCAGAUGGGUUUACGACCGUCUGGAGCAUCCUUUACACCGGCUUGAUGUCGGUGGGCUGAUCUGGGGAAUCGGGCGAUGGUUCAAUGCUGCAAUUGAACGUGCCAAAGUAUUCCAGUGGCUGGAUAUCAAAUACAACAGCUCUUUGUCCGAUGAUGAGCAUCAGAUCGAAGAAGAAAAGGAUCAACAGCUGACUCAGAACAAGGCUAUUGAACUGGCACGCUACUUGGAUAUGACGCAGAAUGUGGCAGUCGAAGCUGAAAUGAAUACUACAGCAGGCGGCAAGAAAUUCAGAAGGAAGGUCAUGCUCUCAUGGGCCAUCAAUAUGGACUGGGCUGGCGGACCUACUUCUGACAUCCAGAUUUCUGUCAGUGGGAUUCCCCAGAAAGCAGAACCUGGAUUGAGGACGGUCUUCUGCAGCUUGAUCCCAACGCUUGGUGUCAAGGGAGCAUUCGAGAACAUUUGGACAUUGAUCCAUGGAGACAGCGACGAAUUCAAAUUUACCAGUACGCUGAAGGGCAAGAAAAAGGCGUGA
Fonsecaea pedrosoi CBS 271.37 is the source of this 1824-nucleotide messenger RNA. RefSeq lists its product as uncharacterized. The coding region runs from base 1 to 1824 and encodes 607 amino acids. The record is from RefSeq and is a predicted model, not a curated record. Lineage: Eukaryota; Fungi; Ascomycota; Eurotiomycetes; Chaetothyriales; Herpotrichiellaceae. The transcript has a single exon.